ACACUUAAAGAAAUUAUUGCAGCUUGAAAACAUGUCCGAGCAUAACGAUGACACGGAAAAUGAGAAGAAACCCAAUGAGGAAGCAGCAAAUAGUUCUUCAGAGCAAGAAGAGGUAGAAGACUCUGACAUGGAAAAGAUUCGUAAAUAUUUAGCACAAAAGUUAAGGGUUUUUGAUUCAUCAAAGUAUGAUGGACAGUCACAGCAGAAAACUCUUCGUGAACUCAGCCUGAAUGGAGUAGUAGAAUAUAUAAAGGAAAAUGAGAACCUUAAAAUUAUUACAAUGGCUGGAGCUGGCAUCUCAACCUCUGCAGGAAUUCCUGAUUUUCGGUCACCAUCUAGUGGACUUUAUCACAAUUUAGAGAAAUACAAUUUACCUCAGCCUCAAGCUAUCUUUGAUCUGGAUUUUUUUAUGGAAAACCCAGAGCCCUUUUUCAUGCUUGCAAGGGAAUUGCUACCUGAGGGAUUUAAGCCUACCCCGUGCCAUUAUUUCAUUCGUCUUCUUUGGGAAAAAGGAAUGCUCUUGAGACACUAUACACAAAACAUUGAUACACUAGAAAGGAUGGCUGGCUUACCUCCAGAGAAAUUAGUCGAAGCUCAUGGAACAUUUCAUACUGGGCGGUGUCUUAAGUGUCGAGCACCUUAUACUCUUCCAUGGAUGAAAAAGAAAAUCAUUGAAGGUAUCAUACCAAAGUGUGAAGAAUGUGACGAGGGUGUGGUAAAACCUGAUAUAGUGUUCUUUGGAGAAAUGUUACCUGAACGUUUUCAUGAUCUUAUCGAGCGUGAUUUCGUGCAAGCGGAUUUGUUAAUAAUUAUGGGUUCCAGUUUAGUUGUUCAGCCGUUUGCGUCCUUGGUAGACAGGGUACGAUCUAAUUGUCCACGUCUACUAAUCAAUAAGGAAAAAGUGGGCGUGCAAGAUCGUCUAUCGCGACUUCUAGGACUACGGCAGGGCUUAGUUUUCGAUACAAAAGGCUCUCAUGGUGGUCGCGACGUUGCCUGGUUAGGUGAUUGCAAUACUGGUUGUCAAUUAUUAGCUGAAAAACUGGGUUGGGCUGAUGAAUUAAGAGAUCUCGUAAAGAAAGAACAUGAACGAUUAGACGCAGAAGAAAAAACGGAUUAACAAUAACUUCUUGUAAGGAACUAUGUUCAGGACCAGCACCAUCGUAGCCAUGUGGUAGAAGCAUAGUUAGACCACUGCUUAACAUCCAUU
Molecule: messenger RNA, 1207 nt
Organism: Dufourea novaeangliae
Lineage: Eukaryota; Metazoa; Arthropoda; Insecta; Hymenoptera; Halictidae
Gene: Sirt2
Product: NAD-dependent protein deacetylase sirtuin-2
Exons: 7
Coding region: 32-1117 (361 amino acids)
Molecular function (GO): NAD+ binding
Source: RefSeq, a predicted model, not a curated record